AAGCUGGGCUGCCCCACAGGCACAGGAAGGUUUCGGGGGGCUCGGUUUUCGUGGGGUCACAGUGAUGGGGAUGUCCUGAGGCUGCUGGUACAGGGACGCGGCGGCGAUGCUGUGACCUACAUUCGCGACAAGGAGGUCCCCAAGCCGCCGCCACCGCCGCCGGGCCAUGAAGCGACACAAGUGAGGGGCCAUGGCCAGCCCGGCACCAUGGCUGCGCUGGACGCAAACAGAGCUGACGCGCUGGCACGGCAAAGAGCAGGAGGAGGAGGAGGAGGAGGAGGAAGACGACUUUGAAAGGCGGAUGGACGAGGAUGGGGUCAUCGGCCUGGGGGAGGGCGCCAGGAGCCCCCCGUGGGGUGGCAGCGAGGAGCUGCAGGAGGGGUCCCCGGCACAGGAGGGGCGAUGGCAGCCGCGGCAGGAGCCGGCCGAGGAGGAGGAGGAGCGGGGCAGCUCCGGGGGCGACGAGGGGCCCUGGGGGGCGGAGAGCGAUGGGGACCCCUACCCCGAGCUGUCCUCGGGGGGCUGCUGGGGCUCGGGCUCCAGCGGCAGCCCCGAGGCCGUGAGGGACCGCCGGGCUCUGUGCCAGCCCCGGGGCUGCAGCACGGACGGCGGGGACACCUCAGGGCUCUCGGACACCAGCCCUGGCCCCGGCACCCCGUCCCGCCAGCUCCGGGGCUGGGGCACGGCCGGGGACACCCUCGGGGGGCACAGGCAGGAGUGGAGCCCCAGACGGAGCCUCCCCCUGCAGCUCUCCCCCGAUGGCCCCGAGCGCGUCCCCGAGCCCCAGAGGGCUGGCACAGGGAUGGCACCCGCUGGCGUGGCACCCGCCGGGCAGCCCCAGGGCACCGGGAAUGCCCCGGCACCCCAAGGGCACGGCAGAUCCCGAGUGCCCAAGAAAGCAGCGCCCGCCGUGGUGCCCCCCAAGGCCGCCCGGCAGUCGCGGUCCCUGAGCCCCCGGAGGCGAACGGGUGCCAAGGGGACAAAGGAUCCCUCGGGAACGGGCACCGAGGGCACCCAGUACGGCCGAGGGCGCCUCAACCACCCCCUGCCCGACCUGUCCAAGGUGGAGGCGCGGGUGAAGUUCGACCAGAGCUACCGCCCGCCCCGGGGCCGGGUGCUGCCCGCCCGCCCCCGCGGCCCCGUCGGCUUCAAAUCCCCGGCCGAGAUCGUCCGGGAGGUGCUGCUGAGCAGCGGGGAGGGCGCGUCCCCGCAGCCCCCCAGCACGGCCGGGCUGCCGCAGGAGUUCAGGUCCCCCAGACAAGCCACGGCGCUGGUGCAGCAGCUCCAGGACGACUACCACAAGCUGCUGACCAAGUACGCCGAGGCUGAGAACACCAUCGACCAGCUGCGCCUGGGCGCCAGGGUGAGCCUGUUCUCCGACCCGCCGCAGCCCAGCCGCAGCCUCGCCGUGGGCACCGUGAGCACCGGGAGCCGAGUGAUGACCCUGAGCAUCCCCCAGGCACGGACAGCGGCUCUGGGCAUGGCCACAGCCCCGGCCUCGCCAGCUGCAGCUGCAGCCCCGGGAGUGUCAGAGCAGGGGGGUUCACCCCAGCCUCAGUCCCCUCCUCCAGCGGGGGGGUGCUGCCCCACCUGCCCCGGGCCCUGCUGCUGCCCCGGCCCCCGGCUCACCCGGGCCCUGGCGGGGCAGAGCCGCCGGCUGCAGGCACAGGUGGAAUCCUUCGAAAGCUGGGUGCGUGCAGGGACCCCCACGCCCUCAGAACAGCUCCAGAGGAUGAGGAUGCUGAAGGACGCGCAGGAUGCGCUGGAGCGGGAAUACCUGCGGGGCCGGCAGCAGCUCCCGGCGGCUGCGGGGGGGUUCGAUCCGGACCGGUACGGGCUCCAUCCCCCUGCCACCCCCUCCCCAGAGCCCCUGGAAUGUCCCCGGGGGCCGCUGUCCCCCCGCACUGACGGCUGGUGUCUUGCAGGGCACCCCGUCCCCACCACCGGCUGCCCACUCCCCACACCCCGAGGUGAGCUGGGGGUGCAAAGGUUCCCCACCCCACUGCAUUUAUGGGGGGUUGCCCCUCUUACUCCCUUGUGCCCACAGAGCCCUGCGCUGGUGGAGGAUCCUCGGGGGACAGCAGGGGACAGCGAGGGGGUGGCAGGGGGGCUGCCCUGGCCCCUCUGGCACAAGCAGCACCAAGUGGAGGAGGAUUUUGGGGAGCUGCUGGAGCAGUACAAGCACUUCAAGUCCUUGCCAGAGUCACUGAGCCUGGAGCAGCUGAGCCUGGUGGGGAGCCAGUCCCAGGAGGAAGUGGAUGCACCCACGGCAGGGGAUGGUGGCCCCAGCAAGGUCCCCUGCAGGACACGGUCACUCGAGGAGGAGCCCAGCCUCGAGCCCUUGGCAGUGCCCCUCCCACAGAGAAGAGCUGCGACUCUUCCCCCCAGAGGACCCCCAAACCUGGAGCAGACACUGGGCCACCCCUCCCCUGCCCCUGCUGAGGAGCCACCAGCCUCUGCCAAGCCCCCCCUGGGGGUCUCUGGGCCACCACGGGUGUCCCUGCCCCUCGGUGGGACAGGCAGCGGUGCCACCCAGCCUGGGCCCCGCAAGGAGCAGCGCAUCGUGUCCCCAGAGACCGACAGCGGCUUCGUGGGCUCGGAGGCCAGCAGGGUGUCACCCCCUGUGCACACCCCUGAGCACCAUCCCCCCGGCCCAGGGGCUCCGGGCUCGCCGGGACCCUCCGUCCCCAUCCCCAGCAGCCUCCGCACCCCACGGGAGAGAGAGACCACCCCGCUCCCCUCCGAGACAGCACUGAUGGGCAUCUACCCCCCGGGGGGCACAGGGGGGCCCCCCAGCAGCCCCUCUGAGAGCAGCUCCCCCCCUCGCUGGGCUGAGGGCAGCGAGGUGGGACCCGACCCCGACGGUGAUGGCACUCACACGGACUCGGAGGUGGGAGCCAGGAGCUGUGCCAGCGCCGGUGGCCGCCCCCCAGCCAUGGCCAGGACCCCCACCAGCCCCCUGCCCUCCCCCCAGACGCCAUCCCCCACCUUCCUGUCCCCCGACCUGCCAUCCCUGGACCCGGCUCACUGUGACCUGCUGGGCUCCCGUCUGGAGCGCGACCAGGCCAUCCGGGCGCUGCAGGACGAGGUGUGGCGGCUGCGGCGGAGGCUGGAGGAGAGCCUGUGCCACUCCCGCAGCUACCCCGAGGGAAAAGCCACUCCCCGUGUCACCCCGGCCAGGAGGCAGCCGCUGGCCAGCGCACCAUCGGCCCCGCAGGACGCGGCACCCUCGGGGCAGCCGAGCCCCCCGGUGCGGGGCAGGGCAGCCCCCGGGGUCACACCCAUGCGGAGGGGGAGAUCGGCAUCGCUGCCACGGGACAAGCCCGAGCUGGCCCUCGGUCUGGAGCUGGGUCCCGGCGGAUGCCACCCCCCUUCCCUGUCCUCUGCCACAGCCUCCGAGUCAGAGCCCGGGCCCCGGGCACCCCCUGUCCUGCGGAAGCACCUUGGGAAGCCCCCGGGGCCGGUGACAUUCCGGGGACAGCACACAGGGACACGGUACCAGGCGGGGACAGCACGUGCCACCCCGGCACCCCGAGAAGAGCCGGGCACCUCGGGGUGUCCCCGAUGUCACAGGGGCAGGACGGCAUCAGCUGCAUCUGGGGCAGGUGACAUCCCCCGGCAGCCCCAGCACAGCACCCCCAGGAGAACGUCCUGCCCCACCUGCCGGGCACCCGCGGGCACCAGGGACACAGCCACACAUGCAGAGCAUGGCCUUGGUGGCUCCUGUCCCCCAGGUCCCCACGCUGGAGCCGAGAAGCUGCAGCAACCUGGAAUUUGGUACUUGGCAGCCCCCCCUGCUGCCACCGUCUGCCUGGCACCCGUCCCCCUCGUGCCUUACGUGCCCUCCAUGCUCUACUGCUCCUCAGCAGUUCCUACCUCAGCCCCAGCCAUGGCCGGGGUCCCCCUCGCUGUCCCCGCGGGUGCCCGGCGGGCAGAGCGUCCUCCCCGGCCCCAGGGCCACCAGCGCUGCCUGAGCCUGGAGCUGGAGGAGCUGGAGGAGCUGAACUGGUGCCUGGGCCGGGCUGUGGAGGCUGCCCAGAGCGCCAGGCUGAGCUCCAGCCGCCUCAGCCGGGCCCUGGCCGCAGAGCUGGGCCGGCCGCGGGGCCUGCGCAGCUCCUGCCUCUUCUGAGGGCCCGGCUGGCACCUCCGGGGCCUCUGUGACACAGGAGAGGGAGAUGGACCCCUCAGCAUCCCUCACUGUGUGCCCCCUGUCAAACCUAGGGCCAGAGGUACCUCCAGGCCCUCCGUGCCACAGGAGAGGAGAAUGGGGCCCUCAUUGUGCCAGCAUGGCAUGCCCCCUGUGAGACCUGGGGCCUGAGGUGCCUCCAGAGCCUCCGUGCCACCAGGAGAGGAUGGACCCCUCACAGCAUCCCUCACUGAGUGCCCCCUGCCAAACAUGGGGCCAGAGGUACCUCCAGACCUUCUGUGCCACAGGAGAGGAGAAUGGGGCCCUCAGUGUCCCAGCAUGGCAUGCCCCCUGCGAGACCUGGGGCCUGAGGUGCCUCCAGACCCUCCAUGCCACCAGGAAGGGAGGAUGGGCCCUUUAUUGUCCCUGCACUGCGUGCUCCCUGCCAAACCUGGGGCCAGCAGUGCUGGAGGCACUUCCAAACCCUCUGUGCCCCAUCAGGAGAGGAGGAUGGGCUCCUCACAGCAUCCCUGCACUGCGUUCCCCCUGACAAACCUGGGGCCAGCAGGGCCAGAGGUACCUCCAGACCUUCUGUGCCACCAGGAGAGGAGAAUGGGUCCUUCAGUGUCCCUCACUGUGUGCCCCCUGCCAAACAUGGGGGCAAAGAUGCCUCCAGACCCUCUGUGCCACCAGGAGAGGAGGAUGGUCCCCUCAGUGUCCCUCACUGUGUGCCCCCGGCCAAACCUGGGCCACAAGUGCUGGAGGUGCCUCCAGACCCUCUGUGCCACCAAGAGAGGAGGAUGGGCCCUUUAUUGUCCCUGCACUAGGUGCCCCCUGCCAAACCUGGGGCCAGAGGUACCUCCAGACCCUCCAUACCACCAGGAGAGGGGCAUGGACCCCUCAUUGUCCCUCACUGUGUGCUCCCUGCCAAACCCAGGGCAGCAGGGCCAGAGGUACCUCAGAGGUUCCUGCCCUGGCUCCCACCCCAGUCCUGCUGUCCCUGCAGUCCCUGCAUGGCCUGUCCAUCGGUCUGUCCCUCUCCAGGACCUCCCAAGCUGCAGGAGGGGGGAAGGUGUGGGCAGAAUCCUCCAGCCUUCCUCAGCCCUAUCCCCUGGGAGCAGUGAGGUGUCCCCCAAGGGCCGUGGCCACCCCACCCUGAGCACUUCUGGGGGUGCUCUGACCUCGUGUGGGUCGAGCCCCCUUGGCAGCUGUGUUUACCUCUGUGCCUGUGUGGGCAGAAUUCCCUGGCAUCCCCUGGCAUUCCAUAUUCCACCCUUUCCAGGCCUCCUCAGGGGGCUGUGCCCUGUGCCCUCUGCCCUUGGACUUGAACCCAGCAGGAUCCUCCCUGGGGAAAUUUGUUUUUUUGUUGUUUUUUAUGUGAAUUUUUUAGCUAAAUCACUCUUUGGAGUGUUGAUUGAUGAUCUAUAAUAUGUGUGUGUGAUAUAUGUGUAUCUAUAAAUGGAUAUAUCUAGAUAUAGGCAUAUCUAUAUUUAGUUUUAUGUCUAUAGAGAGACAGAUAUAAAUAGAUCUGUGUAUGUCCAGAUCUGUAUCUGAUUCUAUAGAUAUAUCUUUCUACAGAUACAUAUAUAUAUAAAUAUUCUGGUUUGCAUUUCCAGCACAACCCUUAGGGCAUUUUUGGGGUUCUUUUCUGGUCAUCCGUGGAUGUGGCCACCCACAGCAUCAUCCAGGCAGAAAAUAAAAUGAAGGAUUUGAGGUUUUCCCCCUGGGAUCCUCAGGGAAGCUGGGCUGGUGGAGGAAAAGUCACCUGAGACCAAAGCAGGUGUGGGGCUGUGGAGCCCCUGUUCCUCCCAGCUGGGUUUCUAAGGAGUUAAUUCCUAUUUUUUAGGGAAAAGGAUGUGGUUGGGGCAGCUUUUCCAGGGAUGGGUCCAGCCAAACCCCCCUGCUCCACCCCUCAGCCUGUGUUCAUCUGUAGGACCUACCUGAAGUGCCAGUGUCAAAUGUAUUUAUUUUUCUUUUAUUUGUUGUACAAAUUCCCACAUUUGGAGGGAGGGAUCAGUGAAGGACUCAGGUCUGGAACCUUCCAAGCUCCCUCUGAGCCUGAUCCUGACAUGAGCCCAGAGAGGAUGGGAAUGGGGCUGUCCCUUCCUCCUUUUUUGGGCCGAGAGGGCUGGGUUUGGGGGAUUUUAAAGAGGCUUGGGGAAUUUUAAAGAGGUUUUAUUGUCUCUGGUUGCCUCUGCUCAUGCCUGUGCCCCAAGCUGGAAGCUGUGACUCCCCCAGCCCAGGCAGGGCGUGAUAGGAAGAUGUGGAAAGUGUGGUUAAUUAUUCCAAAUGCAGUAGCCAGGACCAAAUGUUGUUUUUUUUUCCCUUAUCCCCUAUUUUUUAACGCCCAGCAGAGCCACUGGGAUGGUAUUUUGUACGAAGAAAUCACCUAUUUUUGAAGGAAAUAAAUGCAGUUGGAUGA
This is a messenger RNA of Melospiza melodia melodia, 6548 nucleotides long. It is a transcript of the gene AKNA, whose product is annotated as AT-hook transcription factor. The record is from RefSeq and is a predicted model, not a curated record. Lineage: Eukaryota; Metazoa; Chordata; Aves; Passeriformes; Passerellidae. Gene Ontology annotation, cellular component: centrosome. The transcript has 21 exons. Gene Ontology annotation, biological process: neuroblast delamination; neuroblast division in subventricular zone; epithelial to mesenchymal transition. Bases 191 to 4129 code for a protein of 1312 amino acids.